Molecule: messenger RNA, 855 nt
Organism: Ceratitis capitata (Mediterranean fruit fly)
Lineage: Eukaryota; Metazoa; Arthropoda; Insecta; Diptera; Tephritidae
Product: 23 kDa integral membrane protein
Exons: 4
Coding region: 74-766 (230 amino acids)
Cellular component (GO): membrane
Source: RefSeq, a predicted model, not a curated record
UAUUUCUUAAAAACUUUAAAAUAAAUAAAUAUAAUUAAAAAAACUAAUUUUCAAGUAGUAAUAAAUUUUCGAAAUGGGCUGGUGCGAAUUUUUCGUAAAAUGGCUGCUUUAUGUCUUCAAUCUGCUGGCUGUGAUAGUCGGCAUUUUACUCAUCAUUCUCGGCAGUUUGGUAUUGGAGGGCGUUGGUGAUUUGAAAUCGGAUAGUGGCAUUACAUACGAUAUCAAUGCCAUACCAAUAAUCGUUAUAGUUUUGGGUUCUAUAAUUUUUAUUGUAUCAUUUUUCGGUUGCUGUGGUGCACUCAGAGAGAUCAAUUGGUGUUUGUUAUUGUACGCGCUUUUCAUGUUCAUACUGAUGUGUCUGCAGAUAGCACUUGUCGUCUGGGUAUUCUGUGAGAAAGAUCAAUUUCUCAAUUCGAUGAAUACGAUUGUACGUAAUGCUUUCGAUAAUAGAAAUACUGAAGCUGACGAGACAAUGAAUAUACUACAAAUUACCUUCAGUUGCUGUGGAUAUAAUAAUUACACGGAUUAUAGCGGUUCAGUGCCGCCUUCUUGCUGUGGCUUCGAAGAAACCGGCGCACCAUGUCCGGCCACCAUUUACACCGCAAAACCGGGUUGCCAAGCUGCAUUUUAUGACUUCUGGGAUGAUAAUUUGGCGUAUGUGAAAAUCGGUGGCAUUGUUGUGAUUGUCAUUGAGUUCUUGGCUUUGGUAGCUGGCUGUGGACUAGCCGGUUGUAUGCGACGAUCAAGCAAUAGAAAUCUGGCUUGAUGAGUUAAUGAGUUUGGGGGAAUUCAAUAAAGGAAAUACAUACGUAUAUAUAUGUUUACAAUACGUACAUUCAUUCUCCCAACCAUAAA